GGUGCGUGCCGGAAGCGGAGUGUCCGUGCCGCAAUGAGGGGAGCUCGGUGUGGGGCCUCGGUACUGGGCCGGGCCCUGCGGCCUCCGGGUGUGCGGAGAGGUUUUGCUGCCACGCUGGUUAGGAACUCGUACGAUGUCAGAAAUGUUGAAAUCACUCCCCCGGAGCAGAGGAAGGUGACUUUUGAUACUCACGCUUUAGUGCAGGAUCUGGAAGCCCAUGGCUUUGGGAAGGAACAAGCAGAGACCAUCUUGAGGACAUUAGUAAACCUGUCGAAUGUCAGCUUGGACACAGUCUAUAAGGAUAUGGUUACUCAGACUCAGCAGGAAAUAACUUUGAAGCAGAUAAUGGCACAUUUGGACUCCAUUCGAAAAGACAUGGUCAUCCUGGAGAAAAGUGAAUUUGCAAACUUGAGAGCUGAGAAUGAGAAAAUGAAAAUCGAAUUAGAUCAAGUCAAACAGCAGCUGUUGAAUGAAACGGGUAAGAUCCGAACUGACAGCAAGCUGGACAUUAACCUGGAAAGGAGCAGGGUGACAGAUAUGUUCACAGACCAGGAGAGGAAAUUGAUGGAAGUGACUACAGAGUUUCAUAAAAAAGAUGCCAGUACCAACAGUGUUAUCUCAGAAAUCAGUAAUAAGAUUGACACUGAAAUAGCUUCCUUAAAAACACUCAUGGAAUCGAAUAAACUUGACACAAUACGUUAUUUGGCAGCUUCAGUAUUCACUUGCUUAGCGAUAGCACUGGGAUUUUACAGGUUCUGGAAAUAGAUCCACGUGGAAUGACUGCAUCACAGAGAUGGAGAAAAGGCUACGCAGGCAGCAUCAGUUGGACGAUGGUGUUUGUGCUGUAGAUAACCUUGGUACCUUUUUGUUUUGAUACCCUUACUGUGCACUAUUUGCUGAAUAUGUAAUACUAAAGAUCAAAGUAAUUGGGAGGGAAGUAGCCAAACAGGAAUACUACAUUGUCCUUCAUGGAAUACUGUAUUUAUUUCCAAGGACGACUUAUGCUAAAGCAGAAAGAGUUUCCUGAUGUGUUUUAGGAUUAAUUUUGUUUUCUUUUUGGAACAUUCUCAGUGGAACAUUCUCAUUCUCACCUCCUUUUGGAAUGGAAAUAUUAAACAUUUGAUCUGCCCUUGAACUGAGAAUACCUUUCCCAUGUUAGUAUUCCCAAUAUGGGAACACUAAUGCCAGAUUCCACAGAUCUGCUCUGAUCCAAGUAUAAAUUGGAUUUUUGCCUUCAAUCUGUUCCCCUCUUCUGACAGAUUGAAGCCUGGCCCUUUGGGAUUUUUAAUGUAUGUAUAUAUAUGUAUAUACAAACCCACACUGCAACGGCCUUUACUAGAGAAUCCUUGGUUUUUUCCUGAGAACUGGUUUACAUAUAUUUCAAAUCUCAUGUAGAACUAAAAUGUCUUCUUAGACUGGGGGUUUCUUCAGCAUCUCUUGCAAUUUCCAUAACCCUGGAGGUCAAUGGAAUGGGAGAACUUACCUGUGUCUUUCCAAGGGGAAACCCCUCUGCUCACAGCAGCCCCGGGGCAGAUUAAGUGCUCUUAACUCCUCCCUUCAGGUAGCACAGAGUAUUUCCAGUAAACCCUGGUGUAUGUUCUGGGCGUAGGAUAUGGCUUGUAACAUGGAAAUACUCAGCAUCCCAGUGGUGUCCUCCUCCUCCUCCCAUCUCCUCCGGACUGUCCUGUGAUCCUGUGGGAUGUGUUACCUCUCCUCCCUCCUGGUGAUGAUUCCUCUGCCUCCUACAAGGACUUCACACCUCUCGCUGCAGAGCUGGGGCAUAGCUGGUGACUGCUUCCAAAGCUGAAGCGCGGCAUCUGGAGUGCAAAUGCGUGGGUUUGGUUUGGGUCUGCUAAUAAAAUAGGAUUGAAAAAACAGCCUCCCUGGAUUGCACUUUGAGAGUAGUUCCUUUAUGGGUUACACAGUGUGUAGUGCUGGUUAGUGGCAAUUCAUUUUUAUUGCAGUAUUAGUCUGUUUGCAGUUUAAGUCGCUGGUACGCUACCGAGGCUUCUCUGCUGUGCAUUAAGUUAUUUAUCAUCUUCAGUUAAGAAAAUAAAAUCAGUUUCUUAUAUUUGUUA
Melopsittacus undulatus (budgerigar) is the source of this 2078-nucleotide messenger RNA. It is a transcript of the gene CCDC90B, whose product is annotated as coiled-coil domain containing 90B. The coding region runs from base 34 to 765 and encodes 243 amino acids. Gene Ontology annotation, cellular component: mitochondrion. The record is from RefSeq and is a predicted model, not a curated record. Lineage: Eukaryota; Metazoa; Chordata; Aves; Psittaciformes; Psittaculidae. The transcript is spliced from 9 exons.